CAUUUCUGACCACGGGAGCGUUUUUCCACGGAGUCCGAAUACUUUCGCUUGCUUUCGGUUAUGUUGUGCUCUCAAGGAACAGGAGGCGAGGGAAACGCACGACCACGACCACCGCACCAGCAGCACAGCCUGUAGCACAGCUAACGUUUCGCAGAGCCAGGAAAGCAAUGGCCACGCCACUAUGGCGCGUAGUGCUAGCUCGAGCUCCAGCUGUGAAGUGAGAAAUGUGUGUCGUGGAGGAGUUUCGGUAGCAGAUCAUCGCUACGAGUGAAUCAUGACUGCCAGCAGCAUGCAAUUGAACCGGGAAACGCUGCCCCUCGAAGAGGAUGAACUCGCAAGACUGUCCCGGAAGACUCCGACGGAGAUCAUUCACAGCGGACACUUUAUGGUAUCCGACAUCGACGAUACUGACAACACGGACGAGGUGGCUCGCGCCAGUGAGUCGGACUGCGCAACCGAAGUGCCCAACUCGCUGGCUACCCCUCUAAAUGAAGUCGACGAAGAAAUUACGUUCGACACUGACGAGGUAAUGGAAGUGGACAAACAUUUCAAGCCCCCAUGCCAUAUAGCCAUCGACGGUUCGCUAACCAAGCUCUUCGAGUGCAUGACUCUGGCCUACAGUGGCAAGCUGACAUCGCCUAAGUGGAAAACAUUCAAGGGACUGAAGUUGCGCCUGAAGGACAAGAUUCGCCUGAACAACAUCAUCUGGCGAGCUUGGCACAUGCAGUUUGUGGCCAGAAGAAGUCCUUAUGUGUGCCAAUUUGCAUCACCACUUGAAGGAGACACUCACAACAAACCUGAGGCCAUUGUCAUGGAGGGCAAGUACUGGAAGCGCAACUUCAGCAACAUCACCGCCGAGUACAAGAAGUGGAGAAUGUUCUUCUGCAAAAAGAACUCGCGGUUUAGGACUGUGGAUGACUCCAGCACUAAUCCUGUAGACUUGGACCUUCGUUGGCUGUCUCAUGGCGGUUCAAUGGACGAGGACUUCUUUAUGGACCUUUCAGAGAGCCUUAGCAGCUUAAAUCAGCCAUUCGACUUCCCAAACCCUAGGGAAAUAGCUACAAGGGCUGGCAUAGCUGAUUUCAUCCAGCCAGGCCUUAUCCAGCUGCAGCCAGCAUUUGAUGACUUUAUGGACACGCUGGAACCUCUGUCUGAUUACUUCAACUCAAAGCUUCCAACACUGCCGGAAGAAAGCUCUCUCAGCUCUGAAGGUGCUCCUGUUCAGUCAUUUGGAAUGCAGCAGCAGCAGCGGCCCUCAUCUGUGUAUAGUGCCACCUCCCGACAGCAGCCUGUUGUAUCCAAUCAUCAGCUGCAACAGCCACCCCCACCCGCAAGUGUACAGCCACAGGCACCACAGCAGUCGCCGCAGAUGCAGCCACUGCAGGGCCAGGCUGCUCCCUUUGCCCCUGCACUGCCAUCUCAGCAGCCAACAACAGCAGUGAGCAGCAUCGAAGGACUCAUGGCAUCAGCUGCACAGCAGCAGCAACAGCAGCAACAGCAGCAGCAACAGCAGCAACAGCAGUCUUCGCCAUCCACUGCUGUGCUGGGCGAAUAUGAAUUCCUGAGGCAAGCACCGGCAGAACCUAUGAUUCUAACUGUGGAACAGGCAGCAGCAGCACCACCGCAGCAGGCACAGGCAAACCCACCAGGAUUUGCAGCCCAACAGACAGCACAGGUACCACAGUACGUGCCUAAACAACCAUUGCGGCCUCCUCCGAAGCUGAUGCCGCGUCCCCCCAACAGUCCAUUUCAGCCAACACCUACUGAGCUGCAAGUGUUCCCACGAGCGCCCACAUCCACUGUGCCGCAUGCUAGCUUGAAUGGCCUGCGGCAAGGUGCCAGACUGGUUGUUGAGCACCAUGCAGGUGACAAGGUUGUGCAGGGGGGUGCCACAGCCAAGCGGCCGUUGUACCCUGUAUCACAAGAAACUACGGAGAGCAUGGAAAGCCAGUACAGCAGCAGCAGCAGCAGCAGCAGUAGCCUCAUGGGCCAAUUGACAGGUGGUUUCAUGCCAGCUGAGAGCACAGUCCCUGCUGCUGGCAAGAACAUUAACUUCGCCAUGCCAAAGGUUGCUACGCAACCAAAGAGCCGGACCAGGUCUCGCAGCAUGUCCACACCACAGAGCAACACUAAAAUGUCCACUGCAGCAGCUGCCGCCCCGGUUGCCAAGCAGGCUUCGUCCUUAAAUCAGCUGCCUCAAGUCAACUCACCACCACAGAUGUUGACACCCAAGCUUUCAUUGUCGGUAUCUUCAUUGCCAGGAUCCAUGCCAUCAAACUCAGUAUCUCCACCCUUGCAGCAGAGUGCUGUACUCACUCAGCUGUUAACAUCAGGCAAUGGCUUUUCAUGGGAAGCUCAAGCAGCUGGUGGAAGCCCCACUGCAAACAGCACAGGGGGAGCCCCAAGUCCUUCCACAGUCACCAUCAUCAACUCUGUGGCACCAUCGCUACCUGCAACAAUCACACAGCCACAGACCUUUGUCAUCUCUCCAGUCACACUCUCUCAGAUCUCAAGUACAAACAACCUACAGCGCAACCUGAUUGUUGGCUCAGCAUCCAUUAUGCCAUCAUCCAUGCCCAUAAUUCCUUCAAAACAGCUCAGUCCAACUGUUCCAGCAGCAGUUGUGCCACAAGCCAAGACUGCAGAUGUCCCUGCACCCUCAGUGUCUGCGAGUCCAGCAAAGCCAUUUAGGCCCAAGUCUGAUGAGGAGCGCUUUCAGUACAAGGAGCACCGGAGGGUGUGCCACAUCAAUGCAGAGCAGAAACGACGGUUCAACAUCAAGAAUGGAUUUGAAUCCCUGCGGCAUCUGCUGCCAUCUCUCAGCCAGAACCCGGACUCAAAGGUCAGCAAAGCACAGAUGCUGCAACAAGCUGGGGAGUACAUCCGAACGCUAAAAAAUGAGCGUCAGCAGCAGCAGGAAGAAGCAGACAGGUUAAAGAAGCAGAUAGAAUCCUACAACCAGGCAAUCAGCUUGUACCAGAACCAGCUUCCUGCAACGGGUGUUCCAUUGCCAUGUCAAAGGACAAAUCAUCUGAAGGAGAGCUUUGAAGAAUAUGUGCGGACCAGGACGCUUCAGAAUUGGAAGUUUUGGAUCUUCAGCCUUCUUCUGGAGCCCUUGUUGGAGUCAUACAACCAGACCGUCUCCAAGGCCGGGUUUGAUGAAAUGUGCAAGACAGUGCUUGUUUGGGUCGAACAAAACUGUUCUCUCAGGGCCCUGAGGCCAGGUGUACUGGAUUCAUUGAGGUACCUCAGCAAAUCUACAAACAUCCUUUCUGACCCAAGUCGGCUACCAGAAGAAGCCACACAGGCAGUCACCAAGAAGGAGUCAGUGCCACAGUUCAAGUUCUCAACACAGCGUCAAAAAGAAAGGUAGCAGUUCCUGUGAACCCACCGACUGGCAGUGCAAGUAGCAGUCUACAGCAGUCACCCGCUUGUCUAUGAUUGGGGUCCUUGCUGGGGAACUUAAAGCAGUGGCCUCCUCCUUCAGCUGAGAUGUGCUACCUUUCUGCAGUGGCAAAGAUAAGUCACUGCAGCUACCUUCAGCCACUUGGGCCACUGUGUGGCUAUAUUGUAUUGUGUGAAUUCCGAGAGUGCCCAUUCUUUGUGGAGGCAGCUUGCAAUGUAAGAUUAUGUGAUUGUGAGAGAGUAUCUCUCAACAUUCGUGCCUUUUGUCUGUUGCCUUCUGUUCUAUUUUGUUGACUUACCUCCUUCCUUUUGUUUGCCCACACAUGUGACUCCUUUUUUUUUUUUUUUCUUUGUACACAAUGUCAUCAACAUCAUUCGAAGGUGUGGCUUUGUUAUAUAACUUCUUGCAUGAAUGAUGUGUGUCUUGCUCUCUCUUCAUUUUCUUCAUUUUCUUCUGACUUUUCAACUUUGCUGUCAACAAUACUUUCAAAUUUCUUUAUUUCUUUAUUUCACAGCUCCGACGUGUGUGCAACUGCUCACAUUAUAUAAGUUGUGCAAGGAAAGUAAUAGAUCCUGGCAGGAUUUUACUGUGCACUGCAAAACUUGCUCUCUGAUUUUAGCUUCAGUCUAAACUGUGCUGGCAGUCAAAUCUAGGGACUGCAGAAGCACAUUACUUGGUACGUGACACCACAUUCUGUGUUCGUACAGAUGCUGGACAAGCAUGAUUUUAAUCCAGGAGAGUUGAGUCCUUUACUGAUAGUGUUUUGCUAGCAAAAGCUGCUUAUACAGUUUAAAAAACUAUUUUUGUACUGUGCUUGCACCAGUUGCAGGAGUGCCCAUUUAUUUGUCAAAUUUGUUCUGCAGAUUUGCUAGAACAAUGUGGUGUAUGUAACAUUAAAUUUCAGAAGAUUCGCGAUCAGCUUGGUAGAAAAAUUAAAGUGAGUAAGGUGUUGUUGCGUCUAGCAUGUAUACUUGUGAGGCAAACUGUACAUACCUUUUUACUUAUGCCUAUGAAUAUGCUAUAUGUUUCAUUUUCUGUAGCUUUGUGCUGCGAUUAUUUUUCUGCAUUAGAACCUGGAGCUGCAGAUGCUACUGUAGAUAUUACACUGGCAUAAUACUUGUAAGAGGUAGUUAACAGAUGCUUCUAUGUACAUCAGACUUCCAUUAAUUUGACCACUGCGAGAUAUACCGUAUAUACUCGCACAAUGAACGCACCCCCCACUUUUCGAAUCAAAAAGUGUAUUUUUUCUUUCCCUCGCACCCCAAACUUGCUGCCAUGAGGGUCGUGUGCUUUGCCCGCUGAACACCGAACCUCAUGUAAACUGUGCUGUACACAGCAUGGCCUUCGAGAUUUUAUGCGCUGCCAAUCUCAGAGGCCACUUUUGAAAGUUUCCUAGUAAAGUCCCUAUAUAAGAAAAGUACCGCCAUCCUUUGAUCAACGCCGCUUCUCUCUCUCUCCUGUAUCUCCGAUUGGACGAUGAUAGCGCGCGCUUUUCACUUGUUUAUAUUUUGUUUUUUUCCGCCUCAGAACCAUGUUGAAAGUCCUCUGCGCAGCCGCAGUCGCCGGCGGCGGCGGCGGCGCACGCCCAGCCUUAAAGCUUCAACGUAGACUUUCUAGGUGCGCCACCGUCGACUUGGCUUUCGCAAGCAAAAAGUAAAGAAAAAAGCAAGCGCUUUAGAAGAGGAGGCGGCGGAGGAAAGAGUAGAUGGUGGUACUUUUCUUAUAUAGGGACUUUAUUUCCUAGUGCUACCUAGCGCCGCCUGUGGAAAGCCAGUAUUCCUCCAUGCUUAUGUUUCCUUCCUCAAUGGCUCCUUGUUUUCUUUGUCAGUUCAGUCACCCCGUUCGUGAUGUUCACACAUGUGUAAAGUGAUCAGGCUGCCUGCAUUUAUCACGUGCCGCAAGGGGGCAAUAUGCAAGCUAUAUAUACUGUUUGCUUCAAGCUCAAAGCUGUGGAAUGUGCUUUGGAGAAUGGCAACCACGCAGCAAGAAGGCACUUUGGCAUCGAUGAAGUACGCAUCCGCUACUAGAGACAGCAACACAAAAAGCUUUUUGAACACAUAAUAUGAUCCGACGUCCAAACCGACAUGCGGCAUACGACGAUUCAGGACACAUGGGACGUGCAUUCAAAUGAGCGAGCGGUACAUAAUACCGCUCUCACAUGGCCACUUUCGAUCGCGAUCAAGCCUGAUCCGGAUAGAAAUUCUAGACCGCGAUUGGCUACCUCUUGCAGUUCGCUCAUAGGAGCCAAUCGUGACCGCAAAAUCAAUCUCAAUUGAAAGUGCACCAUGUGACACCCGUAUUCAUCAUCAUGAUCAUCAGCUUGUAUGCACUGAAGGCUUCAUACCCUGGCCAAGUACAAAACGAACAACUCUGCGCAAUGCUGCUUCGCUUUGCACGAACAUGUCAAUUAAAUCAUGCCUGCCCGAGCGACAAACACUUCCCAACGGCACGUCAUCCACUGAUGGCUCCUCCACUGACAGCCAGCAGCCAGUGAUAAGGCCGGUAGGCCUAGUUUGGCAGACGCCCCAGCUGCCGGUGCUUGCAAUCCAGCUGAUCUAGCCUGAGCUCAUCAAAGUACGCUUCUUUUUGCCAGUUUCCCGCAUAAUUAAAUGCAAUUGGCUUACUCAAUUCCGUCAAUGCAAAAAGCAAACGUGCAAGCCAAUUAAGUAGCCUUGCUCAGACAGUCCUUGUGAGCCGUCCACCUCCGAAAUUUCCUCGCAUUGCGGCUGCCGAUCUUGCCAGUGGCUUAGUACUAAGUGCUAAUUUGCAGAACAGGUGCACUUUUGAGAUAAUUUUAUUCAAUUAGUAAAUUAUUUCGUGUCAGAAACAAAUUAUAGCCUAAUUUUGUAACACCAUAAGCGACAAUACAAGUGAACGUCUCGACCGGAGUGAUCAGAGCGACGAGAAACUGGCCCACCGGUGCCACCUCUUUGGAGGGAACAAUUGAGAAUGUCACAAGCCAGCCGCGCUGUCAUUGACUGCGACCAAACCACAGUGCACGCCAGGCGUUCCAUCUGGCAGUACGGCAUGGCAGAAAGCCUCGGAUCCACUGCCAUUCCGGCUUAUCGGAUGCCAAAUCGUAACCAUGUGUCUCCUACUUUAGAGGUGUCCACGGAGAAAAAAUCACUCAAAAUUUUACCACAUAAUGAAAGCAACCCAGCCUUGCGUAAAUUUCUCGGAAAAAAGGUAUGUUCAAUAUGAGAGUAAAUACGGUAUAUAGAAUUGGUUUGAAUUUUCCUAAGUUAAAAAAAGGGGGAAGCAUUUUACAUGCAUGAGUGGCUUUUGAACACAGUUAAGGGACUGGUCAAAUUAGUCUAUAUCAAAUUAUUGGAAGUCAGCUGUACACCAUUUCACAACAGAGCUCCCAUGCACUUUAUCUUGUACUACCUCUUUGCAGGCCAUUGGAUCUUGCUGUGCUUUCGCAGCUCCUGGUCUUAUUGAUGUAAUUGUGUUUGCUCCCACCACGCACUUUCACACCAGGGAACUUCAUACUCAUUUUUCACUUUCAUUCUUCAUUGCUGUAAUCCCACAUUGCUCAAAUUACUACAUCAUCAUGCACUUUAAACUAGUCCCAUGAAGCAGCUUAACAGCUUGCUUAAAGCUUAAGUUAAAAGCAGCAUCCAGUACUUGGGGCUAACCUGUCAGUAACAUUUAUUGAAUUCUCCUUAUCUUCCUUGUCUGACUCAAAAAAAGUGCAGUAAGCAGUUGACCUCCUUAUUUUGUCCAGUCUUCGCAUGAAGAAAAAAAUAUAUAUAAUGCUGGCAUUUCCUCUCAGCCUGUUUUUGUUUGGUACUGUUUGUUUUAAUCUCAAGCUCUCUUCUGUUCUUCAGAAACAUUUGUCACAGCAUUUGAGCGGCAAUGGAACCUCGUUCUGAAUAUCCUCUUUAAUAAUCAUGUUGAUACUGUCAGUCUCAUCACUACUCCAGGCUGUCUUUUGUAAAUGCCUUUUUGUUUCAUUUGUCCAGCCAGAGGCAGAACUUCUAGCUUCCAUCUUCAAGAAAAGCUUUUCAUUUCACUGCAAACAGCAGUUGAUGAGCUGUGAAAUUGACUUAACGUGUACAUUCCUUUGUCUGUUCACAAGUCACCACUUGUGCCACCUUGCCGGGGCUCAUGACAUCAGAGGCAUACCGCUUAGAGCUGUGCCAAUUCUUUUGGGUGCACAGAACAAUGCACAGUAGCCGAAGGAAGGAAAUGGCUCUGGCAGGUCAGGCGUGAGAUAGCAAGGAACAGCUAAGUAACGUAUGCAUGCUCCUAAACAACGCCAGGCAGAAGGUGAUGCCACUGCAGAAACUCGAAAAGGAGUGACAGUCUUGAGCCUGCAAGUUAUGAGCUAGCUUCAGCAUGUCUACCUAGGGGACUAAUUUAAAGAUUGCAGGAGUUCCUUGUAGCUUGGAGAUCCGAGGCAUUUUCAAGCAUGAAUGGGCAACUGUGCUGUUCGUGCCGGCUUCCGUUAAUUCGACCUUGAUAGAUCGAAUGGGUUAAUUUAAUCUGAUUAUCCAGUGGGUUGAAUUAAAAGAAAGAUAAAAAAGAUGUCCAAACACACGGUUGCUUUAUAUGGCAGUACUUACCCAGUUCUAAUGCACCUCUGACUAUCAUGCAUAGCUGCCUGGCAGUUGUGGCUUGAAAGUAGCAAGCACAAUGUGCGCUGAAAUCCAACAUGCACCCGAUUUUAUAACAAGAUAAAAAUCAUGCGGCUGAUUCUGGCAAUCGAGAGAAACUGGAACCUGCAGAGUUUGCAUUCACAGAAUUAAAAUUUAUUCGCAUUCAAUGUCUAUCAUCGUCACUCUGAGGCAGCUCUUUAUCACUCUCGCCCUACGAACAGUCCACUGCAUUUGAUAUUCUACAUUUUCUUGAACAACUCUGUAACCAUCGCAAACAGGAUGGCGUUCCGUGCCUAGGCUAACCACUUCGCCAGUUCAUCAUGCGACGCACAGCAAGACACUGACAUGCCAAAAACAUGACGGUGAUCUGUUGCCUAGUUUAGCACGUAAAAUAGCUUCUCUUCUGUAUGAGCUUUGGUAAUGAAACCAGUGCAUCGCCGCCACCUACCUACUUGGAAACUCAUUCUGUUUGCCACCUUGUGAUUACUAUGAUGAUACCGCUGAUAGCGGCAAAAGGUUGUAGUCAACUCCGCAAAAGUGGGCGAUUUUCGGAUGCAUUAGCCUUGGUGCACUUUAAAAUGAGGUGAAUUCAUUGUGGUAAAUCAUUAAUUGGGGUAAAUGGAGUAAAUCAUGCAUUGUGAGCUGGUGUGUUCACCUAAAACUCUGUGGAAGGCAGGCCAAAAAUUGGCAUUUUCAGUGGGAGAUUGGCAGGAGAUAGCAUGUCUUCAACACAUUCAAUGUCCCCUAGUGCUGCUAAAGCAGAUGCUGCAGCCAAUGUGGUCACGCUUUGUGUUGCCAUUGGUGUCAGGCAUGUGCGUGCUGACCAGUGAAGCAAGUAUUAUCCAGAGAAGGCCAAUUUCAGGAGCGAAAAGUAGUGGCCCAUAGUAUGGGCGCCAACCGUGACUUUCGGUUUGAAUUGAAUUAAAGGGCCCCUCACCAGGGCCACGUAGGAAAUGUUGGUUAUAUGCUUGAAGUUGUUAUGUGCAGUCUAAGGGGUGUUCUACUGCAAGAAUUUUUUAAUUAGUCCAUUCAUAGCAGAGAUAGAAAUACUUGAAGUGCCAGGAAUCCAUGAUUUCAGGAAGCAAGCGUCACCGCCAACAUACACGCUCUCUCCACUUGCUUCGUCUAGCCUCCGCAAGCGAAAUUCCUUGCGUGUGUACUAGAGCACUGCACAGACCAAUUUUUUCAGCUUGGGCCCGGCCCGGGCCCAUUUUCACGUUGGGCUGCCCGCCCGAGCCCGACCAAAAGUUUCAUGGCGAGACCCGGGCCCAGGCCAUAACCUACGUUACCCGCCUGGCCCGGCCCGCCACCCCUUUGCCUUAGGCCUAAACCCGGCUUGAAACCGGCCCGCACCAGGACCGAGACCGAAAAAUACAUGUUUUUCAGAGUUGGGACGCGCGAUGAUAACUCGCUGCUCGUUACAUGUACACCACCAGAAAGUCCGAGCUCGGCCUGGGCUUUCGGGUCAGCUUGAGCCCAUGCAGUGCUCUACUGCGGAUACUCCCAUACCAGAGCCAGAGGGUCACGUGACAAAUAUGUCACGGGUCCCACCUUCCUAUUUUGUCCCUUUCUCACAUUUUUGCUCAGUGGUGCACUUCCGGCAAUGGUCUCGCGCGCUAUCGGUUUCACUUGUCUUGUUUCUCACAACAGACGAUUUUGUGUGCUCUGCACAAAAACACCUGAUUAUCAGUAUAAGUCGGUGCCACAAUCACGAGCACUGAAGCAGACGUGAGAGGAUGAAAGAGCAUGAUCACAGCGCUGGAACACGGUAGAAAAUGACAUAGUUUCGUUCUCUGUGCAUGCGACUGCACAGCGUACAAAACCGAAGUACUAUCGUGAGCAAUAUGAGCGGGAACAUAGGAGCGCGUGUCUGAUAGCCUCGAACCCUGCUAUGCGUCAUAUUCAGCAGCCGCCGUCGGAAACUAAGUGGAAAGGAGGUCACUGUUCUAAUAACUGUUGGUACUCCCACCAUGGGUAUGUUUACACAAAGUGCGUAACUUCACAUCACCAGCACACAGUGAUAACUGUUUGGUAUUGCGGUUAUUGGUAACUGUGCGCCGAAGCAUGGCCAAAAGUAGCACUGUUUCGAUGCGUAAGAAACUCGUCGCGUCGCAUGAUAUAAAAUAAUUAGUUUAAAAUACGAGCCAAGAUAAAAACAUCCCAUCAUACGGUUGCUCGAAGAAUGAAAAAAAAAAAAAGCGUGAAAGGAAAAACAAAGAACUUAUCCUGCAAGUCACUGCGACACAUAACCGUCUUGUCAGCUGUCAGCGGACAGUGAAACACCGUAAGCUGCCAAUUUUGACAAACGCAGGCGCGGUGGGAGUGCCAUCAGUUAGAAGAAUAGUGCUCCCCCUUUCCCCUCUGUUUUCGACAGCGCCAUCGCCAUAUCGCUCAAGCUUGGUUUCGAGGCUAUUUGGCACACGUCCGCGUGUUCCCGCUCAUAUUGCUCACGAUAGUACAUCUCUUUUGCUACUGUACAAAGUAAAACAAAAGUAUACAGACAUUCCCGUUUGUAUGUUUUAUUAUUCCUCCAAACUUUCAUUCAUCUAUAGAAGCAACAGAUUAAACAAAAAAUUGAUGUUGCCUUCAAGAAUUCUCGAAGUCACGUGUGACUGUGAGUGACUUCACUGCAAGGCGCACUUGUGCGAUUGACGUCGACUCUUCAGCUGCGAGCGCGGCGCCUGCAAAGACAAAGGCAAAUGAUGUUUAGUUUGAAAUCUUCUGAGGCGCAUAGGGAUGUAAUACUUAGCAGGCACAAUCGUUAGCGGGCAUUGUAUGCACUGCACUUAACAGCUCAAAAUGGCCAAACCUGGUGAGGGGCCCUUUAAGUGAAAAACCGAAUUAACCAGAGUCGAAUUGACGGAAGUCUGCUGUAUUGUCUGCAUACUUGUUCCGAGUUUCAGACUUGUUGUUUCUCAGAAACUGGGAUAGGGGAAUAAAAAUAUCAGUGGAAACUUUUUUCUUUCAUUUUUUAGGCAUUGUUAUCAUACAAGGGGUCACGUAUAAGAAGUCCACUUCCAGGCAUCAAUACUGAAUCAGGCUUAUGGUUCUGUUAUGGUAUUGAAUGCAUCUUUUCAUGAGACAGUAAAGUUCUAAACUUGUUUACCUUUAAAACAAGCAUAUUGUAGUUGUACUUCUGUUUUAUCCUACUUUCUGGCUUUCCUAGAAGACAUUUUAUUUGAUGCAUGUUAAAGAUGAGCGAGCAAAAUAGUACCUACCAAAAUGUCGUACAGUGUAGACCGCUUAUAACGUAAGUCGCCAGAGUCGCGAAUAUCCGCACUAUAAGCGGUACCGCACUAUAACCAAAGCAAUAAUUUUCAAGGCCCGCACAUAUACAAAACAUGUGCACCGAGCCGCCACGCGUAUGCGACAGUCGAGGAAUGCGGCUAGAACAUUUGCAUUCAAUUUAUAGUCGAAUCUCGUUUAAUUCGAACCAAAUCACGCGGCGGCGCCUCCGACCGGCAUUGCUCCAGCACCGCCAUAGAGUAAAAGCUCAGGAGAGACCCCCCAAUGUCGCGCGCGAACAAAAAAAAAAUAAAAGAAAAAUGCGGCGGAAAUUUUACCCUCUCUCAAAUGGCAAGGUUGCCGAUUCUGCAUUGCGCCGGAACAUGCGUGUACGUGCCGACGUCUCAGCCACACUACCGUAGCCACGCGUAAAAAAUGGCAGUGAAGCCUUCUUUCUCCUUUACGCUUCCUCUACUUUUUAGUCGCAUGUUGACCUUGCACGCUGCGGCUACAGCGCAGAGGGAAGCAGUGGCGCUGUCCCAGGCCGGCCAACGAAGCUGCCCACGCCGGCAAACGCCUGCUUCCCGAUAACGGCAGAAAACGAAACUUCGGGGAGCUGCACCGGGCCGGCUGGAGCGGCGGCACCUGUGGGCGCGCACGGUGACAGUCAAAAGUGAGGGAGCUACGAGAGAGGGCGAGGGGAGCCACCGAAGCGGCGGAGCUGCCGAGGCGAAAACCGCUUCCCCGCUGCCCUCCUCCCUCACAUUCCACGGUCUCCGCGUGCGCCCUUCGCCGUGCCGUGUCGGCGCCGUCCGUUCCCUCCCUGAAGUUUCGUUUACUGCCAUUAUUGUGAAGCGAGCCGUGGCCGGCGUUGGCAGUUUCGUGGCCCUCGCUCGCUAUGCGCGCCGUGAUAUUUUCUCGCACUCAAGGUUCUGGUUUCAGCCUCACUGGCUGUUCGUUCGCACCACGUGCCCUUCUCCUCCACUUCGUCUCUCUUUCUUCCUCGAGCACUCCUUGGGGCGCCCAUUUGAGGGGAGCGUUCGCCGUCUCCGCUGACUUCCGUACUCCCAGGCAGCCGAACUGUAACCGGUAUUUCGUUUCCCGCAACUGCACUAUAAGCGAUACGUGUAUACAUGGAGUGCUAUGGGAAAAUUAAAGGGAGUCUGGAAAGACCGCAAUAUAUCCGGUCCUGCACCAUAAGCGGUUACGUUAUAAGUGGUCUAUACUGUAACUGUGUUUUAUACUGCAGUGCUUUUAUGGGCUGAAACAUGCGAGGUGCCAUUUGGAUGCUCUGAGUUUCGCUUUGUUAUGUUUAAAAUAACGAACCACCUUGUUUUUGUGGAGUAUGAUCUUAAGAGAUGUUUAGAGUCUUACCACUGAUUGUGCUCAGUAGUACCAUGAGUGCCAUGUUGUUAUUGCUCUAGUAAGCCCAUUUUGUGUAAACGCAGUUUGUUAAAAAUUUUGAACCCCAGCAUUAGCACUCCAUUUAACGCUUCUAUUUAGCAACGUUUCUGCUUCUGUAUUCUAAAUACCGUAUAAAAUCGUGUAAGGCCCGCAUUUUUUUUUUUUCUUUUUUCUACAAUUUUGACGAGGUGUGGCCUUUACACCCGAACCUUUUGGUCAUAAUGGUGCUGGUUCGGCCGGUGACCUGUGCACACUCCGGCUCUUGCCAUCUAGUAGCGGCAUGCGGAAGUACGCAGUACACGAGAAUUCGCCGAUGCUCGCGCGCAGCAUAGGGGUACCGAAUGCAAUUGCUUCUUCUUUGCAAAUUUUUUUCGCCAUAUUUCGGGCUGUGAAGUUGGGGGUGUGGCCCUUACACGAGUCUAUACGGUAACUUCGAUAAUGAUUACGGAAGCAGCUUUAGACUCCUGUUUUACGAGCCAGUGAAAACGUUUCAAGUCUGCACUUGACUUUUUACAAAUUAAGGUGCAAUAUUCUCUCCUUUGUAACAGAAAAUGCUUGUUUUCGUGGUUAAUUUAAGUCAUGCCAAGCAGUGUUGGGAGCAGCUAUAACUUUUUCGAAGAUGAAAACUGUGUGUGUGUGCGAGUGUGUACAAGGUCAUGUUCUGUCCCCCCCCCCCCCCUCUUUUCCUUUUUUUUUUUCUAGUAGCCAUGAUUUCAUGUGAUUUCAUCAUUUAGCAAAUAGCUUCUUUGUCAUUUGUUGGAAUUUCUGCAGACUUUGCAAGAACUGUUUCUUCAGGGCCUUGAUCAGUUUUUUAUAAAUGGCUUGCGCUUAAAGUAAAAGUAAUUGUGACCGCCAAAAUAAUGUGCUAUAAACGCACUGACAACUGACAUGCUGGGCUAAUCCAAACAUCUGCAAACAUGGUACAGGAAUCUGCUAGUGCUGCUAGCUGUCACAUUGGUGGCUUCACGUCAGAGCUGGCCACAAACUCUGCAGUUUUGUAAAGUAAAUAUUUAGCCAAGUAACCUGGUUACCAGCUACUUUGGGACAUUUAAUGAAAUCCUCAGUCCUUCACUCGGAGUCACAACUAGGCUUAAGCACUGACGCUGUCAAUGCUUUACACUUUCCUUUCUUUCGGAGACAGUUUGCUGAAUUUCGAGGUAAAUGUCUGUUAAGUCUAGUCACUAAAUUGUGCCUGACAUAGUGUCUUUCUUUAUAUAUAUAUACUUAGUAGAGCCUUAGAUGAAAUACAGCAGCAUGAAUAAUGUCAGACGUGCAAUUCUACAUGAUAAUAGAAAAGUGCGUGUGUGCCAAACUUAAUUUUUUGUCUUAAAGAAAGCAAAAUCUGCCUUGGUUUGCAAAAAAGCACAACUGUUGCCCCAAUGUAUUUAAUUAAAUGCCUGCUUCUGAGCACAGUGAUGUGUUCGGUGAUCUGUAUAUGUCCUGCCUUGUGUUGUCUCUGCCAAUAAAGUGCAGACCCAGUUUUUA
Molecule: messenger RNA, 14121 nt
Organism: Dermacentor silvarum
Lineage: Eukaryota; Metazoa; Arthropoda; Arachnida; Ixodida; Ixodidae
Gene: Mondo
Product: carbohydrate-responsive element-binding protein-like
Biological process (GO): regulation of transcription by RNA polymerase II
Cellular component (GO): nucleus
Molecular function (GO): DNA-binding transcription factor activity, RNA polymerase II-specific; RNA polymerase II cis-regulatory region sequence-specific DNA binding; protein dimerization activity
Source: RefSeq, a predicted model, not a curated record